Molecule: messenger RNA, 1501 nt
Organism: Rubroshorea leprosula
Lineage: Eukaryota; Viridiplantae; Streptophyta; Magnoliopsida; Malvales; Dipterocarpaceae
Source: the annotation of a GenBank genome assembly
CCAAACCCCAAGAUGGCUAGAGAUGCAGGAGUAGUUGAAGAUGAAGAGAAUACCUACAUUGGGAAUAAAGUCCAGCCCUUUGCCUCUACUCCACAGCAAGUUCCAGAAUUUCUUGCGACCCUUAAUUUCCUAUUCCAUUUCUGUUCCUACCGUAUAUGUGCGUUGAGGGGAAGAUUUAUAAUUUGAUUAGUCAAAAAAAUCUUCUCCUCCUCUCCCCUCCCCUCCAUUUCCACGACCCAAAUAUAUCAGACCUAGUUUGCCAUUAUUCUUCUCAAGUUUUUGUUUCUUUUUGCAGGAUGGAAGGGCAGAGAACUGAGGGAAGGAGGAAGCAAAAGCCUACCAAGUUGAAUGAGAUUCUGGGCCUGAAAGAGAUUUUCUCCUUAAAGGUCUGGAGAGCAUCAAUAGCUGAACUACUUGGAACUGCAGUGAUGGUUUUUGCCAUGGACACUAUAGUCAUCUCAUCAUACCAAACCGAGACCAAGAGUCCUCACCUGAUAAUUUCUGUUCUCGUAGCUAUUACAGUCACAAUUCUCCUUCUAGCUACAUUUCCCAUCUCCGGCGGCCAUAUCAACCCCAUCAUUAGCCUCGCUGCAGCUCUCACGGGCCUCAUUUCGCUCUCCAGGGCAGCCGUGUACAUCUUAGCACAAUGUAUUGGUGGCAUAUUGGGUACACUGGCACUGAAAGCUGUGGUAAACAGCAAUAUAGAGCAAACAUUCUCGCUUGGAGCCUGCACCCUUACCAUUAUUGUACCGGGCCAUGAUGGGCCUCUGGAAAUUGGACUCAAGACGGCCCAAGCUCUGUGGCUUGAGAUUUUCUGUACCUUUAUGUUACUCUUUGCAUCUGUAGGGAUGGCUUUUGACAGACGUCAGGCCAAAGCCCUGGGCCGAAUUACAGUCUGCACCAUCAUCGGCAUAGUAGUGGGCCUUAUCGUUUUCAUAUCGACCACCGUUACUGCAACAAAGGGUUACGGCGGUGUUGCGAUUAACCCAGCCAGAUGUUUAGGCCCAGCCCUGAUCAGAGGUGGACAUCUAUGGAGUGGGCACUGGGUCUUUUGGGUUGGGCCUGCUAUUGCCUGUGUUGCAUUUGCUCUGUACACAAAGGCCAUUCCACACCAACUUCUCCACACUUAGGGCUGAAAAUGUAGUAAUCCCACAUAAAUAUUUGUUAAGACCAUCCUUACUUUAACUUGGAACAUGAUCCAUGUAUGUAAGAUAUGAUUUCAUGUAUGCUUUUUAUAUUUUGUAUAAACUUUCAAUGUGUUCAUGACUAUGAAUAUUCAAGUUCCAUGAAUAUUCAUUGCCAGGGCCAUCAUCAGUGUAUAGGCUGCAUAACAGGUUGCUUAUGGGCCGCCUUAUUGCAGGGAGGUCGUUUAUGGAAACAGCAUUGGGUGUUCUGGCUCCUUCCUGUUAUGCUUUGUGUAUCCUACUUUCACCUUAGCUUUACCAAAGGAAUGUCCAGCUUUGUCUAACUAAUUUUAUCAUAAUAAGAGUAUUAGUCAUUU